This is a messenger RNA of Aureobasidium melanogenum CBS 110374, 1725 nucleotides long. Its product is annotated as Pex24p-domain-containing protein. Gene Ontology annotation, cellular component: peroxisomal membrane. The record is from RefSeq and is a predicted model, not a curated record. The transcript has a single exon. Lineage: Eukaryota; Fungi; Ascomycota; Dothideomycetes; Dothideales; Saccotheciaceae. Bases 1 to 1725 code for a protein of 574 amino acids. Gene Ontology annotation, biological process: peroxisome organization.
AUGUCGGAUACUUCGUCCACGUCCGCGAACGCCGGACGCUCGGCGCCUGAGAGGAAAGAGUCCAAUACGACCAACACAACCAAACCUCCGACGGUAGCCGCCUUCUCUCCAACCUCGAACUCGUUCUCUUCGACUCGACAACGCUCGACCAUUCUCGUACACCAAAAGUCACCGCUUUUGCUAGCGACCCCUCCGCAAGUGACAAGAGCUUUGGCAUAUUCACAUCCAUUCAUAGUUCCCUUGAACAAGCUUGUUGGACUUCUAUCAUGGACGACCGGGGAUCCCUGGGAGAGCUUCCUGUUUGUGGCUGCCUUCUGGUUCACCGUCUUGUAUGGCGGUUACAUUCUCCGGUUCAUGGGACCUCUGAUUCUGGUUACCUUCCUUAUAGUAGGCAUGUACCUACGAAGGUAUUCUCCGCUGUCAUCGACAGGCUGGACUGGUGAGAAAAAGAAGGGACACAGGAGGGAUAACUCGGAUGGCAUCAAACAUCGCAAGUCUCUGGAUGAGAUUCUGUCAACUUUGCAAACCUUCACGACAAGGUGUAAUAUCUUGCUCGAGCCAAUGCUUCGCUUGACAGACUUCCUGUCUACCCAACAGACGGCAACUUCAGCUACGACACAACCUGCCCUCACGACCCUUUUCAUACGAAUCAUGCUCACUUCCCCACUGUGGUGGGCUCUGACCCUUCCUCCCCUGCGUAUCAUUACCACAAAACGAAUCGUCCUGGUUGCCGGCACAAUCUUCUUGUCCUGGCAUUCACGGCCUGCACGUAUCAGUCGCACAAUUCUCUGGCGAUCGAAAACUGUACGCGAGAUCUGCACCAUAAUCACAGGUCUGGAUCUUGGUGUACCAUCUACGUCAGGACCACCACUGCCCCCACGACCAGGAGUAAAAGGUGCCGUCAACGUGAACGCAAAGCCGAACACCGAGUCCGGCGAAGGUAUUCGCUUUACAUUUACCUUGUAUGAGAACCAAAGAAGAUGGUUGGGCAUAGGCUGGACAGCAAGCAUGCUCGCCUACGAACGCAAUUCUUGGACUGAUGAACAUUUGAAUCCGACAGCUGAUCCCACACAUUUCGAACUGCCUGAGGUAGAAGGUGGUAUGGCGAAGUGGCAGUGGGUUGAAGACAGUGAAUGGCAUGUCGAACUGCCAUCCAAGAAGAGUAAGAACAAGGAUGCCACGGUUGACGAUGACGACGCAUGGAUAUACUACGACAACAAAUGGCGGGACGGAAGAAGAGGACAAGAUGGUUGGGGCCGCUAUACUCGCCGCAGAAAAUGGUUGCGCGAUGCCGAGCUCAUAGAUGUGGUCCCAGAAGAAGAGAAACCCACGCCCACACCUACACCAGCUGCUCAAACAACGGAGAAGCCGAAACCACCACCUACACCUCCACGUCCAACACCUUCUCGCAACCAAAGCAGUAAUCUCACCCAAGCACUUAAAAACGCACCACAACAUACCCACACACCGUCCAUGACUACUGCUUCGACAAUCACCACAAGCAGCGAUAUUGGAAGUCCUUCCAGCAGCUACAAGCGCAAAUCGUGGUUGCCUGGUUCUGCGGGGAAUAGGACCAGGACUACUAGCAAUGCAUCUGGAAGUACAGAAGGGAGAAAGAGUCGAGCGGCUAUGGAGAACGAUGAUGUGGUGCCUCCGAUCACGAGGCUGAAGAAUGAUGAAGCAGAUUGGGGAUUGGGCGAUGAUGUUAGUAUGGGACUGGGUUGA